UUUAUUCUGCAGUCACAAUGUCAGCUCUGGACCCCAUUAAGCUCCCGGCUCUGGUCUAUGUGAUCCUAUUCCUUGGGGUCAUUAGCAUUUCAGGAUUUGCAGUUGGAUCUCAUGUGACCGUCACACCGCUGCGGCCCAGGGUACUCGCAGGAGAAAAUGUCACUCUGACGUGCCAUGGGGUUGCCAGUGUCCAAGUCAAGCAGAGUUAUUUCUGGUACAAGGACGAGGAGAAGUUAAAUAGAUAUGAACAGAACUUCACAAUGAAUGAAGCUACAAGAGAAGACAGUGGGAGAUACCAGUGCCAAACGAGUACCAGCAACAUAAGUGAGGUGGUCUCUCUGAACGUUACCGAUGAGCCAUUCUCUCUUCCAAAAAUUAAAGUGACCCCAGAUCCACCAUUAGAAGGAUAUGAUGUGACCAUAAUGUGUGACACCAACCUCAGUCUGGUGCUGGGUCCUACGGAGCUGCAGUUUGCUUUCUACCUUAAAGGCAAAAUUGUACGUGGCUUUAACACUUCCGACCAAUACAAAAUCCCCGUGGCUCAGCUGUGGGACUCCGGAGAUUACAGUUGUGAAGUGAAAACAUCAGACAGCGUCUGGAGGAAAUUAAGCAAUGAGACAUUUAUUGAGAUAGAGGAACUGUUCUCCUACCCAGGGAUAAACUUCAGUCCACAUCAAGUGACCGAAGGUGAAGUCCUGAUGGUGAUGUGCGACGCCAGCCCUUUCGCCAAGCCUACGGAGCUGCUGUUUGAGUUCUACGCCAAUGGAAAGAGAGUGCGGGAAUUCAGCCCUUUAAAUUCAUAUACAGUUCAAGAAGUUCAGUUGGAGGAUUCCGGACCCUAUUUGUGUGUGGCCAAAACUGUGACCGGUAGUGUACAGAAGAUGGGCACCGCCUCAUUUAUAGCUAUACAAGAGCUCUUUCCUACUCCAUCAAUAUCAGUCAGUCCAAGGGAGGUGCUAGAGGGUUCCAUCAUGACAGUUUCUUGUGACAUUAACUCUAAGUGGAGAGGACCAGGGAACCCAAGCUAUAUUUUCUACAAAGAUGGGCGCCUUGUACAGAGUCUCUCGGGACAAAGGGGAUACAAAGUGACUGCUGCACAGCUGCACAAUGCUGGAAGCUAUGAAUGUGAAGCAAAAUACCCCAGUGGGGAGGCGAAAAUGAGCAAACAUUUAAAAAUUAACGUCCAAGAGCUUUACCUCUCUAUAACUGUGGCACCGACUGCAGUCACAGAAGGCGACAGCAUGAGAAUAACAUGUUAUAUGAAACCAUCUACUCCGAAAAUGGCUACAAACCCUCAGUUUGCAUUUUACAGAGAUGGGUUGAAGGUGCAGGAAUUCAGUCCAUCUAAUAUAUACAGAGUUCCCUUGGCUCAGGUUCAGCAUUCUGGAGGCUAUACUUGUGAACUGAGAAUUUCAACUGUCAUAGGGAAGAAGAUGAGACGGCACUUAUAUGUCCACAUACAAGAGUUGGUCUCCUGUCCAAAUAUCACGGUUGUUCCUUACCCACAGUUAGUCCAAGGCUCUGCCAUGACUUUAACUUGUGACACAGCCCUUAAUCCAUUGGCAGAGAUGACAGAGCUGCAGUUUGCUUUCUACAGAGAUGGGUUGAAUGUGCGGGACUUUAGUUUCUCUGACACAUACCAUGUUCCUUGUGUCCAGCAAGAGAAUUCUGGGAAUUACAGCUGUGAAGUUAGAAGUUCAACCAGUGAUGUAAGGAAAAUGAGCAGAGGGAUCUGUGUGCAGAUAAAAGAGUGGAGUCAGAGAUACCGCUACAGACAAUUUGCUGCAAGUGUGCUGCUUCUUGUGCUUGUUGCCCUUAUCCUGUACAUGCGCAGAAAUAAAUGAAAAAGAUUAGACGGCUCAUUUAUGAAAAGCUGGUGCAGAGCAAUGCAUGAAAAUUAAUGACACCCAUUUAUAUGCCGUAAAGCAAGUACUUUUGGCUACCUGUGCUCAUCCAUACAAUCACCAUGCUCCACUCCAUUAUUUAUAUCUGCAUUUACCUGUUGAAACAUUGGAGGUAGAGUCCUGCACGGAAAUAAUUUUUGAGACCCGGGCUGAACCCACAUCUACAACCCACUUGUAUUCGCUACCCGACCCUGGUCCGCAACCCGCUGACCACCAUUAAACAGGUGCUGGGAGCGAAGACAGAAAAAAAUUCCUUUUACAUUUUAAAAGGUGUAAAAUAUAAACAAUAUAACAUAAGAUAAGAAAUAUAGAUGAGACUUGCAAUGCAACCCGCAACCACAGACCCGCGACCCUCAUCCAAAGACCCUUAUCCCGCUGCAAGACUCUAACUGGAGGUUUUGUGAGCUUGGCCUUGUAAAUAGCUGUAAUAAGCCUUUCAAUACAGAUUAUUUCUCUUUUA
Xenopus laevis (African clawed frog) is the source of this 2364-nucleotide messenger RNA. RefSeq names its product high affinity immunoglobulin gamma Fc receptor I. The record is from RefSeq and is a predicted model, not a curated record. The transcript is spliced from 9 exons. The coding region runs from base 18 to 1844 and encodes 608 amino acids. NCBI's taxonomy places the organism in Eukaryota, Metazoa, Chordata, Amphibia, Anura, Pipidae.